AGCAUACGCAAGGAGGAAAACUAUAUGUAGGGUUCUUCCAUGACCCAAAAAAAAAACGUAUAGGGUUUUCCGUACACCCAAAAGAAAAAAAGUUAUUUCCAUUUCGGCUUCGAAGUCAAAAUUCUAACGUCCGAAUCCCAAUUAGGGUUUCUGGUUGUCCGAAACCGUUGCAGGUAGCAGCAGCUAAGCACUGAACUGAGCUAAACAAUGGAGGAACUGAAGGAAUCUCCAACACUGGGAAAACGGAAGGAACCUGAAUACGAUUCACAAUCAGAACGCACCACCGAAAUCCCAACCCAAACCAAAACACCAGAACCCCAGAAACCAACUCCGAAGAAGCCUCGAAGCUCAGCACGAACCUGCGUCCACGAAGUCGCUGUUCCCAGCGGUUACAACUCCACCAAGGACGAAUCCCUCCAUGGCACACUCUCCAACCCUGUCUAUAAUGGUCCCAUGGCCAAAACCUACCCUUUCACCCUCGACCCCUUCCAGAGUGUCUCUGUUGCGUGCCUCGAGCGCAAUGAGUCAGUGCUUGUCUCCGCCCACACCUCCGCUGGAAAAACCGCCGUCGCCGAAUACGCCAUUGCAAUGUCGUUCAGGGACAAGCAGAGAGUCAUCUACACUUCGCCCCUGAAGGCUCUCAGCAACCAGAAGUACCGGGAGCUCUAUCAGGAGUUCAAAGAUGUUGGCCUUAUGACCGGUGAUGUUACCCUUUCGCCUAACGCCACUUGCCUUGUUAUGACUACUGAGAUUCUUAGGGGUAUGCUUUACAGGGGCUCUGAGGUUUUGAAGGAAGUUGCUUGGGUUAUCUUUGAUGAGAUUCAUUAUAUGAAGGAUCGUGAGAGGGGUGUUGUUUGGGAAGAGAGUAUAAUCUUUUUGCCGCCCGCUAUUAAGAUGGUUUUUUUGUCUGCAACUAUGUCGAAUGCAACCGAGUUUGCAGAGUGGAUUUGUAAUAUUCACAAGCAGCCUUGCCAUGUUGUGUACACUGACUUUAGGCCUACUCCUUUGCAGCACUAUGUUUUCCCCGUGGGGGGCAGUGGAUUGUAUUUGGUUGUUGAUGAAAAUGAGCAGUUCAGGGAGGAGAAUUUCUUGAAGCUGCAGGAUACUUUUUCAAAGCAGAAAGUGGUCGACAGAGGCAGGGGUGCUAAAUCCAAUGGCAAACAUGGAAAAGGAGGUUCUGGCGGGUCAGACAUAUACAAGAUUGUCAAGAUGAUAAUGGAACGGAAAUUCCAACCUGUUAUCAUAUUUAGCUUCAGCAGAAGAGAGUGUGAACAGCAUGCAAUGUCGAUGUCUAAGCUUGACUUCAAUACCCAAGAGGAGAAGGACACAGUGGAAGAUGUUUUUCGCAGUGCAGUGCUCUGUUUGAAUGAAGAUGACAGGAGCUUACCGGCAAUUGAGUUGAUGUUGCCACUCCUUCAGCGAGGGAUUGCUGUCCAUCAUUCUGGCCUUCUUCCUGUCAUCAAAGAAUUGGUUGAGCUUCUCUUCCAGGAAGGCCUUGUAAAGGCCCUCUUUGCUACUGAGACAUUUGCAAUGGGUUUGAAUAUGCCAGCAAAAACUGUUGUGUUCACUGCCGUUAAAAAGUGGGAUGGUGAUAGUCACCGAUAUAUUGGAUCCGGUGAAUAUAUACAGAUGAGUGGAAGAGCUGGGCGUCGUGGCAAGGAUGAGCGCGGAAUUUGUAUCAUAAUGAUUGAUGAGCAAAUGGAAAUGAAUAACCUCAAGGAAAUGGUUUUGGGUAAACCUGCGCCUUUAGUUAGUACUUUCAGGUUAAGCUACUACUCAAUUUUAAAUUUGAUGAGCCGUGCUGAAGGCCAGUUCACUGCGGAACACGUGAUAAAAAAUUCAUUUCAUCAAUUUCAAUAUGAAAAGGCCUUACCUGGUAUAGGGAAAAGGGUGUCAAAGCUAGAGGAAGAAGUAGCUUUGCUUGAUGCUUCAGGGGAGGCUGAAGUAUCUGAAUAUCAUAAGCUGAAACUGGAAAUUGCACAGCUUGAAAAGAAGAUGAUGGCACAAAUAAUAAGACCUGAAAUGAUUCUUUAUUUUCUUGUCCCUGGUCGAUUGAUCAGAGUGAGAGAAGGUGGAACUGAUUGGGGCUGGGGUGUUGUUGUCAAUGUUGUUAAGAAACCUGCUGGUGGUGGUUAUAUAGUUGAUACUUUGCUUCAUUGUUCACCUAGUUCAAAUGAAAAUAGCUCACGGCCAAAGCCAUGUCCGCCUCGCCCUGGAGAGAAAGGUGAAAUGCAUGUGGUCCCUGUUCAAUUACCAUUAAUUGCUGCUCUUAGUAAAUUGAGGGUCUCCAUACCUCCUGACCUUCGGCCCUUGGAAGCAAGGCAGAGCAUAUUGCUUGCUGUACAGGAGCUGGGCAACCGUUUUCCUCAAGGUCUUCCAAAGCUUAACCCUGUGAAGGACAUGGACAUACGUGAUUCUGUGAUAGUUGAGCUUGUAACUCAAAUCGAGGAACUCGAGAAAAAAUUAUUUUCUCAUCCUAUGCAUAAGCACCAAGAUGUGGAUCAAAUUAAGUGCUUUCAGAGGAAAGCAGAAGUAAAUCAUGAAAUUCAGCAACUGAAGACGAAAAUGCGUGAUUCUCAGCUACAAAAAUUUCGUGAAGAAUUAAAGAAUCGCUCACGGGUCUUGAAGAAGCUUGGUCACAUUGAUGCUGAUGGUGUAGUUCAGUUGAAGGGACGGGCAGCCUGCUUGAUUGACACGGGCGAUGAACUCCUUGUCACUGAAUUAAUGUUUAAUGGUACCUUCAAUGAUCUUGACCAUCAUCAAGUUGCUGCCCUUGCAAGUUGUUUUAUACCAGGAGAUAAAUCAACUGAGCAGAUACAACUGAGAACUGAGCUUGCUAGACCUCUUCAACAGCUUCAAGAUAGUGCAAGAAGGAUAGCAGAGAUACAACAUGAAUGCAAAUUGGAUAUAAAUGUGAACGAGUACGUAGAGUCAACAGUGAGGCCAUACUUGAUGGAUGUAAUAUACUCUUGGUCAAAGGGUGCAAAUUUUGCUGAUGUUAUACAAAUGACUGACGUCUUUGAGGGAAGUAUCAUCAGGAGUGCUAGAAGGCUUGAUGAGUUUUUGAAUCAGUUGCGUGCUGCUGCUAAUGCAGUUGGGGAGGUCGAUUUGGAGAAGAAAUUUACAGCAGCAGGUGAAAGCCUUCGACGAGGAAUUAUGUUUGCAAAUUCUCUGUACCUAUGAUUUGUCGCCUGCAGAGUUCAUUGGCUCCAUUCCUUAAUUAUGGCCGCUACAGUUUUUGGGUUGCAUUCCAUUUUUCUGGGUGCACUAAUCUUUUCCUUGUAAAUAUGCAAUUCUUAAUUCAGAUCAUAUACAGUCACCAUUAGUGAAGGGAAGUGAUUGUAGAAUCAGAAAAUUCCCGUCAGUAGAAGUCCUAGUGUGGGAUCAUGUAGGGUUAUGAAAUUUUGUAUCCACUUAGAAGGUUCAGAUUGGUAGCAUAUUUCACCCGUCAGAAGCUUGUAGCGGAGAAGAAUACGAGAUUCAAUCAUUAACUUGCAGAGGACUGAGGGGAGUCAUGUUGACUUGUAAUUUUUGAGAAUUUUUAGAAAGAAAUUUUGGAUUUACUGUAAGUUGUAUGCCAUGCUCCUUCAUUUUCAUUUGA
Arachis duranensis is the source of this 3601-nucleotide messenger RNA. RefSeq names its product DExH-box ATP-dependent RNA helicase DExH10. Gene Ontology annotation, molecular function: RNA helicase activity; RNA binding; ATP binding. Gene Ontology annotation, cellular component: nucleus. Bases 208 to 3183 code for a protein of 991 amino acids. The record is from RefSeq and is a predicted model, not a curated record. Lineage: Eukaryota; Viridiplantae; Streptophyta; Magnoliopsida; Fabales; Fabaceae. Gene Ontology annotation, biological process: RNA catabolic process; maturation of 5.8S rRNA. The transcript has 16 exons.